AUGAGUCAUGAGUUGCGCGACAAUGGCACCAUUCGCGACGGUGACAUGCGUAAAUUUCGUCUUUCCUCCUCUCGACCAAACUAUGAAAUACAUGAACACAAUGUGUCGAGCGCAUUGUGCCGCCAGGGCCAAGGGACGAAGCAGAGGGUCGUGUGCCGAAUGGCGCCAUUCCGCGCCAAUGAAUCUCCACGCGCCGCUCCCCGAGCUGGGGACGGGACGCCGCGGAACCGGCCCAAUCACUCUCGUCGCAGGAACUGUUCAACCACAUCGUUUGGCGACCCUUUCUCC
Molecule: messenger RNA, 288 nt
Organism: Gryllus bimaculatus (two-spotted cricket)
Lineage: Eukaryota; Metazoa; Arthropoda; Insecta; Orthoptera; Gryllidae
Source: the annotation of a GenBank genome assembly